AUGAGCGUUUUCAAACUGAAGAACCGAGUGCGCUGCUUUGCGAUUGCCAAUGCGAUGCAUUCAGCACCUUUUUCGAGUCCUAAAGAGUUACUUCACAGUGACCGUCGCAGCAUGUCUCAAUCGUGCAAUUGGAUUCAAAAACCAAAAAUGACUAUGUUGUUUUUGUUGAAGGCUAACAAGGCACUUUUGUGUAACGUAAAAUCGAUUUUUACGUGUCUUGAUUCAACUCUUCGAUGCGUUUCCUCUUUCUUUUUCUCUUUGAACCAUUUCAUAUCUUGUAAGUACACUCUUUUUGAGAAUUUAUCAAUAAAUGGAAACAAUUCUUUCAUAUUAAGCAAAGUAUGCAUUGUUUAUCCAUUUUGUGUGCCUUGUACCGAAGAAUGUAAUUUGGCAGGAAGAAAGAGUAGCAGUCUGCCAAAAUCUUUAUCAGUUUUGAUAAGUUGCAGCCCUCGAACGAACCCUAAUGACGUUGCUCAUUUCGAUUAA
This is a messenger RNA of Zygotorulaspora mrakii, 486 nucleotides long. RefSeq lists its product as uncharacterized. The coding region runs from base 1 to 486 and encodes 161 amino acids. NCBI's taxonomy places the organism in Eukaryota, Fungi, Ascomycota, Saccharomycetes, Saccharomycetales, Saccharomycetaceae. The record is from RefSeq and is a predicted model, not a curated record. The transcript has a single exon.